CAAAAAUUGAGCGAUACAUUUCCCCAAGAUCAUGUCAAAUCUUCUAUUCAUGGACAAGUCCAACGGCAAUGGAGUCUAUGCGGUGAAGCCGAAUGGCAGUGGCCACACGGACAACGAGGCUGGAACAACUGGAACGGGAACAGGUGCAGCUGCAGCUACGGCCGCCACAAACAACAUAAGCAUAAUGAACGAAGCUGCUGCUGCGGCCGCUGCUUCCGUUUCCGGUAUGCCCACAUCCGCUUCUAGCGAGGAUCUCAGCCAGAGCCUCUCGGAAUACACGGAUGCCGACGAAAGCAUAUCGGCACCGACAGAAUUUUUGGCCGAGUUCCUGUCCGCGGUGAUGCUAAAGGAUUACAAAAAGGCUUUGAAAUACUGCAAAUUAAUUCUCCAGUACGAGCCCAACAACGCCACGGCUAAAGAGUUCUAUCCCCUCAUCCUGGAAAAGCUACGUGGAGUGCCCACAUCCAGCGACAGCGAUGAGAACUACAAUAAAUCUUCAUCACCCGACCUGGCUCUAGAUCUGCAUCCCUCCGAUGUGGAGGCGGAUGCCGACGAGGAUGGAGAUGGGAACUGCGAUGGAGACGGCGAGCCAGAUGACGAAGACAGCGAGAGCUCUGAGGAGGACAAUGAGUGGGGCGACGACGAGAUUGAUAACGUGGAUGUGAUGGAUGGCGAGGACGAGCAGGAGAGCAGCAGCAGCGGCGAUGACUUUGAGUUGCCCAUCGACGACGCCGGGCAGGAUCCCAUCGUCUUACCCGUCCACCCCUCUCACUCGCAUCCCCAUUCCCACAAUGAUUCAGGAUCCUCGAGAAACUCCUCGAGUGGAGGCAGCGGUCGCAGCGACAACACCACGCACUCGUACUCCAGCCUGCUGCUCGAGGAGGAGGAUGACAUUGUUCCUGUCAGCUUGAACUUUGGACUCAAGGAAAACCAGGCAGCUGAUUUGGACGUGAGCAAUGGGAACAAAGUGCCCUCUGCCUCGUGCAGUGACUCCGAGUCCCCCACAGAGCCACUGACCCAGCGACUGGCAGCCAUCCUCCGCUCCAAGUGCGGAGUCGCCAGCGGCGGGACCGACGAGCCCUACUAGGAAGCUAUCCGCUCCUGGGGAAGGCUAUAUACGUACAUAGAUCGCAGAGCCUAAACAGAGUUUAGCAGCUGCGCAUAUAUAAUAUAAUUAUAUAUAUUCUUGUAUCUCUUUAAAGAAAACCCGAACCCCGCUCGACUAGUCGGCAUCCCACGUUAGUGCGGUCGAUCGCUUUACGAACCUAGAAACCGUCCCAAGCUGCAUACUCUCGUAUUUCGUAUCUCGUACUUGUAUUUCUUGUAUCUUGUAUCUUGUAUCUCCGGUUGCAAAUGUAUUCUUCGAGCGCGAAUCUCCCUAGGAAAAACAUAUCGUACAAAACUCAAUAAGAACUUGUAUACAUCAAUACCUAUAAAAAUUAUAUAUUAUUAUAUACUAUAUACGGGGUUGGAUUAAGAAGAGCCCCACAUUUGGAAACCCCUUCUUCCUAGAGUUUAGAAAAUCCUUUAGGUCCUUCGUAUAGGAGAUAAACUGUUAUUUUAUUUACUGAACACUUUUGGAAGAAUGUGGCGGGCAUUCUUUAUCUGCCCCUGACUAUAUACUGUACAUGUCUAGCCUAGAACGCAGUUAUACUCAAAUCGUAGUCUCGCGUACCAGAAUCAGAAUAUAUUUUAGUAAGCCACCCAUUCAGAACGCACAGGACACGGAAUGCUUUACAUAUUUGCAUUUGAUAGAGACCGAUUUUUGCCCAGAGAUGUAAACGGAUGCGAAGGAUAAGUCUGAUAAGUUAUGGAAGAGCGACCCAGCAGCGAUCGAGAGUAGAACUACAACUGAAAUGGUCCAAAGUCACAAAACUACUUAGAUAAAUGUAAAUAGAAUAUUUUUUAUCAAUACCGUGUGUACUUUAGUUUUCUUUCCAACCUGGAACAUCCCUUAAUACUCACGUUUGUAAUCGUAGCUAAGUUUUCCUAAUUUUAAUGUUAAAUUAUAUAU
Drosophila bipectinata is the source of this 2014-nucleotide messenger RNA. RefSeq names its product putative surface-exposed virulence protein BigA. Gene Ontology annotation, molecular function: protein binding. The record is from RefSeq and is a predicted model, not a curated record. Lineage: Eukaryota; Metazoa; Arthropoda; Insecta; Diptera; Drosophilidae.